Molecule: messenger RNA, 2193 nt
Organism: Cyphellophora europaea CBS 101466
Lineage: Eukaryota; Fungi; Ascomycota; Eurotiomycetes; Chaetothyriales; Cyphellophoraceae
Exons: 2
Coding region: 1-2193 (730 amino acids)
Source: RefSeq, a predicted model, not a curated record
AUGCUAUCUCUACCUGACCCAGCCGCAUCACACUCGUCAUCUGAGAUGUUUGUCUAUAUCGACUUCAAGAGCGGUACUGAGACACGGGUUGGAACACUCGGAGGGCCCCUGCACAAAAUCAAAAAAGCGUCUCUGGCACGAUUCUCCUCCUCGAUCAAACCUAGACUAGAUCUUCUGAUUCCUGAUGUCAUACAGCAGGUACGGGAAGUCAUUCGAGGUAUCGAGCGAGACGAGCAGAAGAAAGUCGUGGUCACAAGCACUUCCUCCUCAGGACUAUCCAUUAUUCUGGUCCACAUAGUAGCAAUCCUCGGUGCCGCCGCCGUUGUCACGCUCAACUCUCUAGGUGUCUGGGUUGGCAAAGAGCUGACAGGUGACAUUGGGGAGGAUGGUCAGAAACUGUUCACGCUGCAGCUGGUCGCGAAAGUCCACGAAAUUCUCAUGGUGACUUCGCUGGGCCAACUCGUUUGGUCUGCGGUCAUCAGAUCUCUCGUCUGCGGCGGUGGCCUUCCUUUCGCUGUUCUCGGCACCGGUAUACGGCUACCUGAGCUGUCACUGCUGUGGUCGAAAGAGCUUGCCGCGCUAUGCUUAGCCAAGUUUCGGGGGAAGGUGCUUCUGCUGAUAUUGAUUGUCACCUCCAUCGUACUAGGGGUGACCGUUGGUCCUGCUACUGCGACUAGCAUACAACCUGCCUUGACAACAUGGCCUGCAGGAAGUACUCCAGUCGUGCUUAACGUGUCGCAAGAUCAGUUAUGGCCUCGGGUGUUGGACCUUACCUCGCCCUCUCGACUGACUGCAAUGCUGGAGGACUCAGAAGAGUUGGCACCUCACUGGUCGAGCCUUGCAAGCAGCUUUUUCGACUACUGGGGCCAACAGUACCUCGGUGCGAUGUAUGCGGUGCCAGAGAGAGCAUCGGUGCCGUCGCCGGGCUCAGUACGCAGCAUUGAUGUUCGCUUUCGGGGUCCAUUCUCUUUGUACCAGCCCCUUGUUACAGCAGCAACAACUCAGUCUGUGGCUGCUGCGGAUUCGUUGACCGCGCUGCGACUGUUGUGGGAUCAUCACAACACGAACAUCUGCAUUUGGGCACCAUACAGAGUACGAGUGACAGGAGAUGUGUGCGGAUACCGCGACGUCCUCUGGACGCUGAGGGCUCAGCAGCCGGUGGUGUACACCAAAUGCUCGAUGGUUGGAGCGGCGAUGGCAGUAACAUUCCCAGCCAUAGAUCGCAGUGGUGCUUCUGCUAGCCCCCAUGAUGUUCUCGAAGAGUCAGAUAUCGACACAGGGUCGAGUGCGCCCCGGAUUCAGUGGGUAAGUCUUGAGGACGGCAAUUCCAACGAAACAGCUCUUGGUGCCUUGGUGAAUGUCGCCAACAGAGCUACCUCUGCCAACGCCGAGUACUACGCCUGCACGGUACAGGCUCAAUGGGGCAGUGUCGAGAUGCAAUCUUCCUUUCUAGGGACGCCAUUCCAAGUGACUGGCUCACCUUCAGACUUUUACGAACCACACAUACCCACAAGUCGAUAUCGUGGCACCAACGUCGAAAUCAGCGUUGAAUGGGCCUCGGAGCUUGGCCUUGACCAGUUCGUGGGCGACAGCAACCGCACAGCUCUUGACCUCAUGCUCGAAGCCGGAGCGCCGAAUACGAUUAGCGAGGGCAAGGUGGAAGCUGCGCUCGCGGUUGCCAUUGCAGAAAACAUGGCGUGGACUCAUGCCGACGCUGCGCUCAGUGAGGCUGUGCCAGGCCAAGCGCUGAGCUGGCAAGCGUUUGACGACCUGGCGGCCCGGUCUGCGUCGAACGGUAUGGGCUCAGAAUUGACCUUUGAUGCAGCCGUAGUUGGCUUUGCGUACGGCAUCAGGACGGCGACAGGGAUAUCGACAUCUGCCUUGCUUUCGACCAUCGUUCUCGUAGCCUAUAUCUGUCUCUCGGCGGUUCUCGUGGUCAUGGAACUCUGGUCCCGGAAACACGUGCAUGCGUGGAGCAACGUUACCGACCUCAUCGCACUCGCACUGAAUUCUAGCGCGGGUCCAUCUAUGCACAACACCAGCGUUGGCGUAGCUGCGGUCAAGACGCUGAAACUGCCUGUAAUACUGCAGCAGAAGGAUGGUGGAUCAAGUGUCGAAAUGGUGGUGGUUGAAGAUCCAGCGUCACCCAUGGUCUGCCAUAGACCGUUGAGAGUUGACGAAGCAUACGGAUAG